This is a messenger RNA of Salvia splendens (bonfire salvia), 2389 nucleotides long. Its product is annotated as kinesin-like protein KIN-5D. Gene Ontology annotation, molecular function: plus-end-directed microtubule motor activity; microtubule binding; ATP binding. Lineage: Eukaryota; Viridiplantae; Streptophyta; Magnoliopsida; Lamiales; Lamiaceae. The record is from RefSeq and is a predicted model, not a curated record. Bases 80 to 2389 code for a protein of 769 amino acids. Gene Ontology annotation, cellular component: spindle microtubule; mitotic spindle. The transcript has 15 exons. Gene Ontology annotation, biological process: mitotic spindle assembly; microtubule-based movement; spindle elongation.
CCUGAUUCAGUUUUUAGCGCAGCGAGAGGCCGAGAAAGAGUAGGUUACUUGAGUUAGAGAUUUUCAGUGACUACGAUAAAUGGAAGCUUCACGGAGAAGAGGCGGCGGCGGAAUGGUGCGUAUAUCACCGUUACAAACAACUCGGUCCAGCGAUAGGGCGGUGAGAAAUCCGCGAUUGGGGGAGGGGAAUUUCCGCGGAAAGCACGAUAAAGAUGGAGGCGUCAAUGUGCAGGUCAUUGUGCGGUGCAGGCCUUUGAGUGAGGAUGAUGAGGUUAGAUUGCAUGCACCUGCGGUGAUUUCUUGCAAUGACAGCAGAAGAGAAGUUUGCACGGUUCAGAGUGUUGCAAAUAAGCAAAUUGAUAGGACUUUCCUAUUUGACAAGGUCUUUGGUCCAUCAUCCCAACAAAAGGAUUUGUACGAUCAAGCAGUACGCCCCAUAGUAUUUGAAGUUUUAGAAGGCUACAAUUCCACCAUCUUUGCCUACGGGCAAACUGGAACUGGGAAAACCUACACUAUGGAGGGUGGGUCAGGAAAAAAGAAUGGUGAUAUCCCAAGUGAUGCUGGGGUUAUUCCAAGAGCCAUUAGACAAAUUUUUGACAUCUUAGAAGCUAAAAAAGCUGAGUACAGCUUGAAGGUCACAUUCUUAGAACUUUACAAUGAGGAAAUAACAGAUCUUUUGGCGCCAAAAGAAUGUUCGAAAUUCGUACAAGACAAAUCAAAGAAACCAAUAGCCCUCUUGGAGGAUGGAAAAGGGGGAAUUUUUGUUAGGGGAUUGGAAGAAGAAACUGUGAAAACAGCUGAUGAAAUAUAUAAUAUCUUGGAGAAAGGUUCUGCCAAGAGGAGAACAGCAGAGACCCUUCUCAACAAACAGAGCAGCCGUUCUCACUCUGUAUUUUCUAUCACUAUUCAUAUCAAGGAGUGUACUCCACAUGAAGAGAAGAUGAUCAAAUGUGGGAAGCUAAACUUAGUCGACCUGGCUGGCUCAGAAAAUAUUUCACGUUCCGGUGCAAGGGAGGAAAGAGCAAGGGAAGCAGGUGAGAUAAACAAAAGUUUGCUGACACUUGGUCGAGUCAUAAAUGCCUUGGUUGAACAUUCUGCUCAUAUACCCUACAGAGAUAGCAAGUUAACAAGGUUGCUGAAAGAUUCAUUGGGAGGGGAAACAAAGACCUGUAUAAUUGCUACGAUAUCACCUUCCUCCCACUGUUUAGAAGGGACACUCAGUACAUUAGAUUAUGCUCAUCGUGCCAAAAACAUAAAGAAAAAGCCGGAGGUUAAUCAGAAGAUGAUUAAGUCCGUCCUAAUCAAGGAUUUCUACUUUGAAAUUGAUCGACUAAAACAAGAGGUACAUGUUACAAGAGAGAAGAAUGAAAUCUAUGUACCAAAAGAUCAUUUUCUCAAGGAUGAGGCUGAGAAAAAGGUGAUGUUAGAGAAUAUUGAGCAUAUGGAAAUUGUUAAAGGGAACAAGCACUUGGCCUCCGAGAGGACCUGGAAACUGCUGAAUCAUAUGUCUCUAUUCUGUUCGCCAAAAUUGAGGAAGGAUAAAAUUGAAGACAACGAUAGAGUGCUUAUACAGAAAUUCCAAUCCGAAUUGGCUCAGCAGCUUGAGAUCUUACAUAAGGCGAUAGCAUCUGCCACCACAACUGAUGAAAUAUAUAUGAUCUUAGAGAAAGGUUCUGCCAAGAGGAGAACAUCAGAGACCCUUCUCAACAAACAUAGCAGCCGUUCUAACUCUGUAUUUUCUAUCAAUCUUCAUAUCAACGAGUGUACUCCAGAAGGAGAGGAGAUGAUCAUAUGUGGGAAUCUAAACUUAGUCGACCUGGCUGGCUCAGAAAAUAUUUCACGUUCCGGUGCAAGAGAGGGAAGAGCACGGGAAGCAGGUGAGAUAAACAAAAGUUUGCUGACACUUGGUCGAGUCAUAAAUGCCUUGGUUGAACAUUAUGCUCAAAUACCCUACAGGGAACAAGCACUUGGCCUCCGAGAGGACCUGGAAACUGCUGAAUCAUAUGUCUCUAUUCUAUUCGCCAAAAUUGAGAGGAAGGAUAACAUUGAAGACAACGAUAGAGUGCUUAUACAGAAAUUCCAAUCCAAAUUGGUUCAGCAGCAUGGGAUCUUAUAUAAGGCGGUAGCAUCUGCCACCACGCAGCAAGAACACCACCUUAAAGCAAUGGAAGAAGAUAUGCAUCUGUUUGUAUCUUCAAAGAUAGAGGCUACUAAACAACUUCAAGAUCAAUUAGAGAAAUUGAAAUCCAUGUAUGGCUCGGGAAUCAAGACUUUAGGGGAUUUUGCCGGAGAACUUGAUGGUAACUCUCAAUCGGUAAGUGGUGACAUGAACACUGAAAUUUCCAAUCAUUCUUCAGAUCUAGAAAAGAGUUUCAAAGGUUUUCCAUAG